Nasonia vitripennis (jewel wasp) is the source of this 2237-nucleotide messenger RNA. RefSeq names its product protein FAM98B. The record is from RefSeq and is a predicted model, not a curated record. Gene Ontology annotation, cellular component: tRNA-splicing ligase complex. Bases 352 to 1947 code for a protein of 531 amino acids. The transcript has 7 exons. NCBI's taxonomy places the organism in Eukaryota, Metazoa, Arthropoda, Insecta, Hymenoptera, Pteromalidae.
UCGGCGGCAGCUGAACGCGAAGGUAUAUGCUACAGCGUGAGUCCGUGUAUACACUCGCUAUGUAUAUAGAUAUAUAAAAGUAUAUGCUCACUCACUGGCCGCGCGCGCGGUCCUCAGCAGCUGCAGAACCAUAUCCUGCGACACAUGAAAAUGGAGAAAAACAGCUGAUCGAUUGUAACGCACCGCAAUCGUGCACGUUUAGGAAAUAGGAAACUAAGCGUGUGCUUCCUCCGUUACCUCAAUAAAGUAAAUACUUGAAUUAUUCAGUGAUUAGACUUCGUUAAGCGUAGUAAAACGAAGCUCUUGAAUAAGAAUCAUCAACCGACGUAUAUACUUCUCGAAGGGAAAAGUAUGGAAGCCGAACUUUUGCAAAGUUUGGAAGAUGUCGGGUAUACUGGACCCCUGUUGGAUGCUCCAAAACUCAGCCAGGCUCUUCAAGGAGGAGCACAAUCUCCGGAAUUUACUAGUCUUGUCUCAUGGUUAACUGAUCAAAUCGGUACUUUUGAAAAGUUAGAUGAUACUGUACACCCCACAUCUUCCCCAGAAGAUGCCAACUCUUUCUUGUUGGAGUUGAGUACUUUUCUGAAGGAAUUAGGAUGCGUAAACACAAAGUUGACUACGGGUAAUGCUAAUCAGCGACUAGCUACUUUGGAGGAUCGACGAUCUCUCAUUGAAUAUUUGAUAAUAGAACUUAUGACAAGUAAAAUGCUGGAAGCUAGGAAACCAGAUACCAAUAACACCACAGAAAUUACUAUUAGUGAAAGUAUAACAGCUAAAAACAUGAGGGAAAUGCUGACAGCUUUAAGAUUUCAAAAACCUCCAGACAACAUCUCUCCCGAAUUGCUAUUUAAAAAAUUACAUGCUAAAGUAUCAGAAGUUAUUAAACAAGUACCCAAAGAUCUAGUCGGAAAGCCACUCUUUUUUGGAGAGUUAAAUAAUAAUCAAUGGGAAAGUUUAGAUAAAUUGCAAGGAGAUUUAAAUGAAGAAUAUACAAUAAGAAGAGAGAUGUUGUUGCAGCGAUUAGAUGUGACAAUCAAUUCCUUUUCAUGGUCGGAAAGGAUAAGGCCAAAACAAGAUGAGUUGAAUAAAGUUUACCACUCAAAAAGAGAUAUGAUGCAACGAGAUCCCGACGUGACGCUUGCUCAUCUUUUAUCAGCUAGAGACGAUUUGGCUGUAAUUGAGAAGACGAGCAACGCAUCAGUUCGUAAAAAUACCCGAAGCGCCGUCAACAAAGUUAUUAUUGGGGCAGUACCUGAUAGAGGAGGCAGGCCAUGCGAACAGGAACCACCUCCACCUGAAAUGCCAUCUUGGCAAAAGGACAGGGUACAAGCUCCACAACGGGGUGGAUUUAGUGGAGGUGGAGGUAGAGGUGGUGGUGGCGGUGAGCGGGGCGGUGGGCGAGGAGGCGGACGAGGUGGUGGCGGUGGCUAUCGCGACAACAAAUCGGCCACCACGAACUUCGGCCAGAACAAUGACAAUCAGCCCAAACAAUUCUUUGGAGAUAUGAAUUUAAGUUUCGGAAACCAAUAUCAGAAUAAGUAUUCGAAUCAAAGCUCUGGAUACAGUGGUAACCAAAAUCCUGGAUAUAGUAACAAGGGUGGUAAUUAUGGAGGAAAUCAAAGUUCUGGUGGAUAUGGUGGCCAAAGUAGCGGGUAUAGCGGGAACCAGACUUCUGGUGGCUAUGGUGGACACAGCACUGGAUAUAGUGGUAAUAAUCAGAGCUCUAACUAUGGAAACCAAACUUCAAGUGGAUACCACAAUCAAGGAUCAGGCGGAUACAAUAAUCAAGGAGGAGGUUACGAUAGAAAGAGUGGCGGUGAUUACAAUAGAGGCGGUCAUGGCAGAGGUGGUCGUGUUCAAGGAGGGUGGAACCAAGGAAAUGAUGGUUACAAUAAGGGGGGUUACAACAACCGUGGCGGGGGUCAAGGAGGUGGUCGAAGAUAUUAAUCGAAUUAAUUCUAAUGAUCAUUUUGUCGUUGAUUUUUCCUUAAAAUUAUUUCAUAAGUACCUUUUUUCUUAGUAAAAAUUUUAAUUUAUACAAUUAGAAAGCUACUCCGCAUUUUUAUAUGAUUACACAAUAAAUAUAAAAAUCUGUAUAAAAAUACUUAUAUAAGAACUAAAAAUGAGUGUGUAGUUUGUAUGUUUAUAACAGAUGCAAGACUGUCAACAGUUGCUUUGAAUGAUAUAUGUACAAUUCAUUUGCAAUUAAAAUAAUUAAACAACUAUUGUUGAAAAAA